AUGUCGACAAGCAUAGAUAAGAGAAGCAAGGAGAACCUUCCAUGGGUCGAGAAAUACAGACCCGAAACGUUGGACGAAGUGUACGGACAGAAUGAGGUGAUCACCACGGUUCGUAAAUUUGUAGAAGAGGGUAAAUUACCACAUCUUCUAUUCUAUGGGCCUCCAGGGACUGGUAAAACCUCUACAAUUGUUGCUUUGGCACGUGAAAUAUAUGGUAAGAACUAUUCGAACAUGGUUUUGGAGCUGAAUGCAUCAGAUGACAGAGGUAUUGAUGUGGUGAGGAAUCAAAUCAAAGAUUUUGCCUCUACGAGACAAAUUUUCUCUAAAGGGUUCAAGCUGAUCAUACUAGAUGAGGCAGACGCCAUGACCAACGCUGCACAAAAUGCGCUGAGAAGGGUCAUUGAACGGUAUACCAAGAACACGCGAUUCUGCGUGUUGGCCAAUUAUGCACAUAAACUUACACCUGCGUUAUUGAGUAGAUGCACGAGAUUCAGAUUUCAGCCUUUGCCUCAGGAGGCCAUUGAGCGUCGGAUAGCUAAUGUCUUGGUGCAUGAGAAGCUGAAAUUAUCAUCCGAUGCUGAGAAGGCUUUAAUAGAACUUUCCAACGGUGAUAUGAGACGUGUGUUAAAUGUUUUGCAGUCGUGCAAGGCUACUUUAGACAAUCCUGACGAGGAUGAGAUCAGUGACGACGUCAUCUAUGAAUGCUGUGGGGCACCCAGACCAAGCGACCUAAAGACAGUACUAAAGUCGAUGCUCGAGGACGACUGGGGCACCGCCUAUUAUACGCUUAACAAAGUACGCAGCGCGAAGGGCCUGGCGUUGAUCGACUUAAUCGAGGGCAUAGUGAAGAUAUUGGAGGACUACGAGCUCCAAAAUGAGGAGACAAGAGUGCAUUUGCUCACCAGGCUAGCCGACAUCGAGUACUCGAUAUCUAAGGGUGGCAAUGACCAGAUUCAGGGCAGCGCGGUCAUUGGCGCAAUCAAGACCAGCUUCGAGAACGAAACCGUUAAAGCCAACGUAUAA
Molecule: messenger RNA, 1023 nt
Organism: Saccharomyces paradoxus
Lineage: Eukaryota; Fungi; Ascomycota; Saccharomycetes; Saccharomycetales; Saccharomycetaceae
Gene: RFC3
Product: replication factor C subunit 3
Exons: 1
Coding region: 1-1023 (340 amino acids)
Biological process (GO): DNA-templated DNA replication; DNA repair
Cellular component (GO): nucleus; Rad17 RFC-like complex; Elg1 RFC-like complex
Molecular function (GO): ATP binding; DNA binding; DNA clamp loader activity
Source: RefSeq, a predicted model, not a curated record